Rubroshorea leprosula is the source of this 1296-nucleotide messenger RNA. NCBI's taxonomy places the organism in Eukaryota, Viridiplantae, Streptophyta, Magnoliopsida, Malvales, Dipterocarpaceae. The record is from the annotation of a GenBank genome assembly.
UUGCCGAUUUCGUCAUCAUCAUAGUCUCCAUCACCAGCAUCUUUGCCGAGGCUUCCAGAUCCUUCUCUCGGAAACCUCCCAAAUUUCAGCUACCAUCACCACCUGCUUCUUCUUCCAGCCCCUAAUUUCCAUUAUCAUCCCCAUCUUCACCGUCAUCUUUUCGAUCUCAUCAUCACCAAUAUCUCCGGUCAUCAAGCAGCUCAAAAAAAAAAAAAAACGAAAAGAAAAGAAAAGAAAAGACGGAGCAGAUCUGGGUUUGACGAGGAAGGGGUUUGGCAGCCAAAAAUAAGGGGACUUUUUCCCCUACUCUAAGCAUUCCCUUUUUCUAUUCUUUUCUUUCCUUUCUUCCUGUCAUGCCCCAGAACCCAAAUCCGAGGCGCGACAAACACCGUGCACUCAUGAGACGGGUCCCACAAGUGCACAGGGCUUGGAACUUAUCAUAUCACACUCUGAUACCACCAAAAUCUAAAGAUCAAAUUAUAAAAUUCUCUCUGAUAUCAUAAAAUCUCCAAAUACAAGAUCAUGAUUUAUUUCUAAAAUCUAUAUCAAUCUCGAAAUGGCUAGUUUUCUAACUCGUCACUUCUCGUGGUUUUCCUGUCCUCGGUUUCACUUCCUGAAAUGGUGGACAAGGAAAAACUAUGAGAUAAACUCAGAGCAGCCGGCGGUGAGGAAGGAAGAACAGAGCAGAUCCAGAUUUCCAGCAGGGGGGAGAAUUUCUGGGUUCCAAAUCAGGUUCUUGGACAAGAAAAGAGGAGAAAAACACAAGCUUCUCACUGGUUUUCUCAAAGGCUGGCUAGGUAGUGAAGGAGCUGGUCCCAUGGGUGGGAUCCCUCCCAUCAAAUCUGGAUUUAUUUUGCCGUGGGUGUUUCUGUUUCAUCCUCAUUUUCAUCCUCAUCCUCAUCCUCAUCCUCAUCAAUAUCAUGUUCGUCAUUCUCUUCAUCGUAGGUUGCUUGCAGAACCCCUUGCUAGGAACCCAGCAAGGGGGUUCGGUGAGGAACCCAAUUGUUGGGUUCCUUGCAGAGCCCAGAUUUGGGUUUCACAAACCCAGCAAUUGGGUUCUGCCUGGGUUUUGCAAACCCAGGUUUUGGGUUCCUCACGGAACCCCCUUGCUAGGUUUGCGGAACCCAGAUCUGGGUUCCGCGAAGAGGUUCCACGAACCCAGCAAAAGGGUUCCCUGAGGAACCCAAAACUUGGGUUCGUGAAACCCACAAGGAGCCUAGCAACUGGUGAGGAUGAGUAUGAUGCCGUGGAUGAGGAGAAAGAAGAUGAUUAAGAAAUUAAAAUUAAUCCUAUUUA